Messenger RNA from Nerophis ophidion (straightnose pipefish), 731 nucleotides. RefSeq names its product integumentary mucin C.1-like. The record is from RefSeq and is a predicted model, not a curated record. The coding region runs from base 3 to 467 and encodes 154 amino acids. Lineage: Eukaryota; Metazoa; Chordata; Actinopteri; Syngnathiformes; Syngnathidae. The transcript is spliced from 7 exons.
CAAUGCACACCUUGCACAUAAGUGAGUUUUCACUUCCUGGUAGCGAGCACACAUCAGCAGAAAAGCUGCGUGAGAGCAGAAGGAAGACUUUUCCCUACUCGGAUUUGACACUUUUUUUAUCCAACAUGCUGCCGGCGCUCCUAUUUGUUGUGACUUUGACCUCAUGUGUGGCACAGACCCCUGAGACGACCACUGGGAUAACUCCAACUUCAACAACAACAUCCACUGGGAUAACUCCAACUUCAACAACAACAUCCACUGUGGGACCUCCAACUUCAACAACAACGACAACCAAUGUGACGCAUCCACCAUUGGAAAUUUUUGCUGUACUUGAGAUGACAGUUCGGUCCUCUCAAGCGUUGAAUGCCACAGACCUGGAUGCUGUUUUAGACAAGCUCGCUGACCUAAUCGUUGCGAAGAACAAUAGUGCCAUCUUCACCCUCUCAGUCAAGAAGGUCAAGUUUUAAAACUUGCAGGUGAUUCUGCAGAAUCCGAUUCGUAUGUUAUCAAACAUACGUAAGGCUACAAAUAAUAAUAAGUAAUGAUCAUGACUGACGGAAUUGUUUCUUUUUAACAAGGAUUAAUCCAAAUCAACUAUUUUGCACGGAUUGUGUUUAUGAAUAGGCAGUAUGUGUGAUACAAAACGAUGAAAUAUUGCAACACAAUUGAAGAAUGCAUGCAGGAAAUGGAAUCAGGUUGUGUUUGGUGUGUUAAACUAUGCUGACAUCACA